Messenger RNA from Carcharodon carcharias (great white shark), 1381 nucleotides. It is a transcript of the gene pik3ip1, whose product is annotated as phosphoinositide-3-kinase interacting protein 1. The record is from RefSeq and is a predicted model, not a curated record. NCBI's taxonomy places the organism in Eukaryota, Metazoa, Chordata, Chondrichthyes, Lamniformes, Lamnidae. The transcript has 6 exons. Gene Ontology annotation, molecular function: endopeptidase activity; signaling receptor binding. The coding region runs from base 79 to 909 and encodes 276 amino acids.
CAGCGGGCUCUAGGACCUGGUGGGAGUCGAGAGCAGAGCUUCUGCAAGAACGAGGUUGUUUAUCAAGUUGGAGCUGAGAUGGAAACGAGAAGAGAGAAAGAGAGAGGGACAGCCUUGGCUCUGCAGCUGGUGGCUCUAAUCCUGCAGGGGAUCCUGGCGUGUGGAAUGGCCCAACGGCCAGACUGUAUCCAGUCCAAUGGGAUAAGUUACAGAGGGGAGCAGCAAAUUACAUCACAAGGAAUGAAUUGUGCAAACUGGAUGCACAGUGAGCGUGAUUAUAACUUGGCUCUGUAUCCAGACAGCAUAGCAGGUGUGGGAGACCACCAUUUCUGUCGAAAUCCAGAUGACGUGGAUGGGCCCUGGUGUUAUGUGUCUGGUGAGGGAAGACCAGUUCGACAACCCUGUAGCAUUCCAAGAUGUAAUAGUACUUCUCUGAAUGAAGAUCUUAAUCCCACAACAGCGGAGCUGGAAACAGCAAAUAUUGAAUUGAGUGCAGGUCAGAUUGAUGAUCAAGUUAUAUCAGUGCCGUCCAAGAAUGCUGAUACUGUGAAGCAACCAGACAUUGGAAUGAGGCAGCCUGUGAGGCAAACUGCUAAACAGAAGAAGGAUCUUGGAAUUUUAGGUCAGGCUUUGGCGAUUGGAAUGAUGACCAUUAUAAUAGUGUUGGGUGCUGGCAUCAUCUUGGGCUACAUCUACAAACGGGGACAAGACUUGAAGAAAAAGCAGGAGCAGCGAGCCAGUGAACGAGAAAUGCAUCGUAUAAUGUUACCAUUGUCAGCCUUUUCCAACCCCAGCUGUGAGCUAGUCGAUGAAAUAACUCAGGUGGUGGAGAACCCUCAGAUAGGAAACGAUGAAAGCAGUGAAAGGACCAGUCCCCUCGUAGGCACAGCUGGCACUCCUGGGGCUUGAGUUUGGAUGCAACCCAACUGAGAGGGAUCACUGGAUCUGGAUUUCAGACUUCGGUUGAGCAAGUGGGCUGUACAUGGAGUUUGCAUUUGAAGCCUAACUCAGACCAAUGCCAUUAAUAAAAUCUCUCUGAAUAGAGAAGUCGCUCAGAGAACUGCCAAGGAUGGCACAGUGUCUGCUUCACCUGCAAUGUAGGGAAGGACCAGGCCACAUCAGGCUGUUGGCCAUCAGUGCAUGAAUUCAGCAAUUAUUCCAAUGUGACGGUAAUUCAGGUGAUGGUUGUUUGUUUUUAAGAGCAGCAGACAGUGUGCUGCAAGCGUGCUCAAUUGGGUCCUUUCUGUAAUAUCCACUUCUAACCUGUACCAGUUUAUUAGAGGGUGGUACUUGAACAUGUAAACAGCCUGCUUAGCAGUGUUUUAAAUACUAGUCAACCAUGUUUAACUUACUAUUGAAUAUAAACAUUUUUGAGAAAGUG